GCCCCGUUCCUGCUGGAGCGGAGGGGGGGCGAGGCGGCCUGCAUCCGCCCCGGGGCCCGGCUGGACGUGGUGGGCCUGCAGGCGGCGGCGGUGGCCGAGGCGGAGCUGGCCUGGCGCGCCCCGCUGCGCGCGCUCCUCGGCGACUCCGGCGCCUGUGGGUGGGCAGUUUCCUGGCGCUGCCCGCAGCGGAGGGCGCCGGGCACCAGCCGUGGCACGCCGACGCGCCGCACCUCUUCGCGCCCGCGCUCCCGGCGCACCUGCCCCCGCACGCGCUGAACGUGCUCGUGCCCCUGAGGGACGUGGAGCUCGAGGACGGCCCCACGCAAUUCCGCGUGGGGUCGCACGUGCUCGGGAGGGAGCACCUUGGCGAGGAGGUGGCGCCGUGCCCGAGGGCUGGCGACGUCAUCCUCUACGAUUACCGGUGGAGCCUCGUCUGCAAGAGGCGUGGCGAGGCAGUCUGCAAGCCCCUGUGGCCGUUGCUGGAGUGUGGGGUCAGAGCCUGGAUGCGGGGGCACAGGGAGUACGAGCGAGGAAGGUAA
Molecule: messenger RNA, 539 nt
Organism: Prorocentrum cordatum
Lineage: Eukaryota; Dinophyceae; Prorocentrales; Prorocentraceae
Source: the annotation of a GenBank genome assembly